This is a messenger RNA of Triticum aestivum (bread wheat), 1116 nucleotides long. Its product is annotated as FT-interacting protein 7-like. NCBI's taxonomy places the organism in Eukaryota, Viridiplantae, Streptophyta, Magnoliopsida, Poales, Poaceae. The record is from RefSeq and is a predicted model, not a curated record. The coding region runs from base 85 to 741 and encodes 218 amino acids. The transcript has a single exon.
GAGCACACCUACGGAACUACCUAGUGAGCCAUAGAAGCAUGUCCGGCCGGCCGUCCUACUAAGCCCCGGCCAUCCACGGUGGCCAUGGCGAACUCGCACAUGUUCAGCCUGCGCCGGAGCAAGGCUAACUUCAACCGCAUCAUCUCGCUCUUCUCCGGCGUCUUGGCGGCUGGCAAGUGGUUCGACAACAUUUGCAAGUGGAAGAACCCGCUGACUACCAGCCUCGUCCACGUGUUGUUCUUGAUCCUUGUGUGCUACCCGGAGCUGAUCUUGUCGACGGUGUUCUUGUACAUAUCCCUGAUCGGGGUGUGGAACUACCGGCGAAGGCCGCGUAACCCACCGCACAUGGACACGGUGUUGUCGCAUGCGGAGCAGGCGCAGCCGGACGAGCUGGAUGAGGAGUUCGACACGUUUCCGACGUCCAAGCCGGGCGAUGUGGUGCUUAUGAGGUAUGACCGGCUGAGGAGUGUCGCCGGCAGGGUGCAGACGGUGGUCGGUGACCUGGCCAUGCAGGGAGAGCGCGCCCAGUCCCUGCUCAACUGGCGCGACCCUAGGGCCACCGCUAUGUUCAUCACAUUCUCAUUCAUCAUCGCCAUCGUGCUCUACGUAACGCCAUUUCAGGUGGUGGCCGUCCUCGCUGGCCUGUACCUCCUCGGGCACCCCCGGCUCCGGAGCAAGCAGCCGUCGGCGCCCUUCAACUUCUACAAGCGUCUCCCAGCCAAGGGUGAUAUGCUCCUAUGACCAAGCCAUUGAUUUUCUUGCAUGGAGUUUACACUUUUAUUAGUAUACCACUAGGUAACUGCCCGUGCAUUGCAACGGGAGAACAAUAGUCAUUUAUGCAUUGGUGAUAUAUUUAGGUCAUGCUUUCAAAAAUAAAUCAACCAAGAGCUCUUUACCCUCCUAUUGGUAUCGUAUAAAACAUGUGCAAUACAUGUAUUAGUUGAUGAAAUAGACAUAUAUAGAUUGUAUAUAGUUAAACCCACAUGCAUUGCUAUGGAGAAAAAAAAAUAGGAUCACCGAAAUGCAACUUUCUCAUUUCCUAAUUAAUCUGGGGCACCUUGUUCCACCAUCAACUAUCUUUUCACUCAAGAACCAACAAAACCUAGUUUAGUGUGA